This is a messenger RNA of Pollicipes pollicipes, 1065 nucleotides long. RefSeq lists its product as uncharacterized. The transcript is spliced from 8 exons. The record is from RefSeq and is a predicted model, not a curated record. Lineage: Eukaryota; Metazoa; Arthropoda; Thecostraca; Pollicipedomorpha; Pollicipedidae. Bases 199 to 1065 code for a protein of 288 amino acids.
UGCUGCUCAGCUGACGCCGCGGCGGACGACGCCGUCGCCGCCUCUGACUUGGUGCAGUUGGUGAUCACCACAUACGCCGACUUGCACCAGCUACCGCGGCUGCUGCCGCAGCUGCUGCUGGCGGCGCGCGCCUCGCGGCAGUUGCAGCUGCAGCUGUCGGAGUCGCAGCUGGCCCAGCUGGCCGCCCGGCUCACUGCCAUGCCGCAACAGCACGUGGCCGGCGUGUGGAAGACGCUGCUGUACCAUGUGACAGAGGACGGACUGGAGGCCAUGCGCCGCGGAGAAGAGCCCACCGACGCAGCCUCGUCGGUGUUUGUGCUCACAUUCCAACUGAUAAAUUGUUUUCUGAGCCACGUGGCCGUCAUCGAUCAGUCAACCACCACGGCCGCCACGCGCACCCUGUUGCCUGACCUGAUGACUCAGACUUGCGAGGCACUGCAACAGGUGGCAGCACUGGUCACUAGGCGGUAUCAGAGCAGUGCUCACCUGGGCGGCCUGCUGUCCGCGUGCCUGGCCUGGCGCCGGCUCCAAUCCGCCCUGCUCGCCUACUGUGACGAGUACCGGCAGCAGGUGGCGUCGGCACUGACGCGGGCGGACGAGCCGCUCGCGCCUGACAAGCGCUGGACGAAGCUGGCUAAACUGGACGCCGCCGGCCUGCCGCCCUGCAGCCAGCUGAUGGCGGACCUGGUGGUGGAGGCGGCGCGCGUGGCACCGCCCGACUGGCAGCCGCCGUCGGGCGCCAAUCAGGAGCUCAAGUGCGCCGACGUCACCAUCAAGCAGCAGGCCAAGUCGCUGUCGUCGGCGCUGCCGCGGCUUCUGGCGCGUCACGAGCUGUCUCGGCUGCCGCCGGCGGCGCACCUGCGGAACGACCUGCCAGACUCGCUGGUCACGGUGAGGACGGGCUCGCUGGUCACGAUGGGGACUGACUCGCUGGUCAUAUUAGGAACUGACUCGCUGGUCACGGUGAGGACUGACUCGCUGGCCACGCUCACCGAGGACACGGUGAGAGAGGCGGCUCGGCCCGGCCGCGCCAUGGACGCCAGCGCUCUCAGCUCCGUUCUUUGA